AUGGAGCUGUGGAAAUAUGACACUUUGCCAUUAAGGAAGGUGUGGUGCUCUAUAAAAAGAGUCUGGCAAUCAACCCUAUAUUCUAAUGUUCUAGGACCACCAAGCUUUUUCUUGAACAAAGAGACCCAUAUUUGGUUUCAGAUUGCAGCUGUAUUGCUUUUUGGAGGUUGGAUGCUGCUAGCAUUUGGAACAGUUCUUACCUUGUCUUGGAUUUUUAUAUCCUAGGGACUUUGCCAGAGGAGGGUUAUCUGCAAAACAUCUGCAAACAGCUGCAGCUACUUUCUGAAGCAGGAUCUUCACCCAGUGGUUUCCAACUGCCUGUUAUCUGAUGUUGGAAGCUCUGUCAUUUUUUGCACUGGUAUAAUUGCAGGCUUGCUUGUUUUUUACCCCCCGCCAGUGAUUGGCACAAUCUUGGGACUGCUGAUUUUUCCAUGUAGUUUGGAUUCUGCAUUCGCUAAUGAAAUUGGUGGUUCCUCCUCCACGUACAAUGCUGGGAAAUAUAAGCUUGGCUGGGACUACAUGGUGGCUAUCCUGGAUGUCAUACUACCAUGUUAACUGCCAGUCAUCAGCAGAUACAAUUUAAAUGAGGCCAAGUCCAAGAUCUUUUUCUCUACUGCUACAGAAAGUAUAAUUCUAGUCAGAGAAGAUGAACAAUAAAAUCCUUCAGUAAAACUAGUGUUUUAUGAUUGACUGCUCCAUGGUUUUGUACAGAUAAACAAAACCAAGGCAUAGCCUUUUCUUAUCCAACAUGCACCAGGCCGCCAGGAACCCUCACCUUAAUGCUAGCAGAAUGGUGGGCCAAAUCCUCAGCUGGUGUAAAUCUGCAUAAUUCCAUUGAAGUCAAUGAGCUACACAGCCAGUAGCUGAGAGCCUGACCCAUCGUUCCCAUCGCAGCUGGUAAACUUUGUCUCCUCUUCACCCAAAGCAGCUUUGUUUCAUUCUCUACAAUGAGCAGUUUCCAUUGUCUGUGCUGAAAAGGAAGGAAUGGGCAAGAGGAAGCUCAGGGGUGACAGCACUGGGAGUCCUGGCAGGCAGACCCAUA
Molecule: messenger RNA, 1042 nt
Organism: Chrysemys picta bellii (western painted turtle)
Lineage: Eukaryota; Metazoa; Chordata; Testudines; Emydidae
Source: RefSeq, a predicted model, not a curated record